AUGUUUCCACUAAAUAACAAUGAUUCAGCUCUAUUAAAAUCAACUUAGUACCAAAAUGAUAGUUCAUAAAAUCAAUUUUCUAUCCCCUUUUAAUAUUAAAGCCAAAAUCUUGUUAAACAGAAUGAUUACAAAGAAUAAUUACCCAUUAAUAUAGCUGUAAAAAAUUCAAUAAUUUAAUUAGGAUAUUGAUCAUCCAGAUAAUAUCAUUACAUUGUUAGAGAAAACCUUCUAAAAUGGAUAAAUAUAUAUUGAUUUAGGAUAAAAUACUUUAAUUUCACUCAAUCCUUUCGAAUAAACCAAUUAUUUGAGUGACACAUUAAUCUAAAGUUACAAAAAGGAUUUCUUAAAUAAGAGUAAGAGAAUUUAUUAAAUAAAAUAGGUGCUACACAAUAAAAUUAUUAGCCUCAACCUCAUAUAUAUAAAUUAGCAGAACUUGCUAAAUAGGCUUGUUGGUCUAAAAAUAAUAGUUAUAAUACAUGUUCUAUAUUGACCUAAGGAAUUAGUGGAUCUGGUAAGACUGUUGCCUCUAAAGCUAUUUUGGAUUACAUUGCAGCAGAUUCUAAAAGUGGAUUAUAUAUAUCUUCUACUCUUAAUAAAGUUGAGAUAGAGUAAAGAAUUAUUUCUUCAGAUAUUAUUUUUGAAGCCUUUGGAAAUGCAAAAACAUAAAAAAAUUCUAAUUCAUCUAGAUUUGGAAAGGUUGUUUCAAUUUAAUUUGAGAAAAAUGGUAAGAUAAGUAGUGGGAAAAUAAUGACAACACUUUUUGAAAGGACUAGAUUAACAUAAAAUAGAUAUAUAGAUAGAAAUUAUCAUAUCUUUUAUUAUUUAUUUACAGCUUAUCACAAAAUAUAAGAUUUAAGUAUAUAUAUAAAAAAAUAAUAUUUUAGAAUCCUUUGCAUAAUAAUCCCAAGAAGAUCUUAAAUAUGAUAUUGUUAAAUUGGUUGAGGAAAUAUCAAAAUUAGAUCUUGAUUCAGAAUUUAUGCUUUUAGGAACUCAAAAUUAAAUACUUAUUAGUUAAGAUGAUCAGAACAAUAUAGAAGAAGAGCAAAGAUAAUCUAAUGAAGAUUUUUUAAAUUUUACAAAACUUUUAUUAGCUUUUGAUGAUCUUGAUUUUAGUUUAGAGGAAAUAGUAAAUAUAUUUAGAUGCAUUGCUGGUCUUAUUCAUUUAAAAGAAGAUAAUUAUGUAAAAGCUGAAGAAUUUUUAAUGAUUCCAAAUCUUCAAUAAACCAUAAAUUCCAAUAUUGAAAUGUCUCGUUUGAGUAAGAAACUUUAAUCAGAGUCUAUCGUAAAUGGAAUUAUAAUGGAUUUCUAUUAUAAAUUAUUUAGUUGGAUUUAAAAUAAAAUAAAUAGUAAUCUUUCUUAAGAUUAUGAUGUCAAUAAAAAACAUAUAUUAAAUGUUUUUGAUAGUUUUGGAUUUGAAAUUUUUGAAAAUGAAUAUGGAAUUCAAUAAAAUCAAUUUGAAUAACUUAUGUUAAAUUAUAUAAAUGAAAAAUUGUAGAACUUUUAUUAUUUUUCAAUUGCUGAAAAUGCACAAAGUAAAUAUAUAUAUUAUAUUAUUAGAGAAAUUUUAAUCUGAGAAUCUAAGUUUACUUAAAGUCGAUUUUCAAAAAAAUGAUAAAGUUAUAUCAGUAAUAGAAGAUGUGAUAUUUACAAGUAUAAAGGAUUGCAUUAAAUUAUAAAGAAGUACUUAAAAUUUAAAAGAUAUUAUAAAAAAAUAAACUUAAGAAAAAAAUCUUUAAGAUAUUUUGAUUGAUGAAACCUAAUUGAAAAAGAAAUAAGAGAAAUUAACAUAAAGUUAAAUAACACAUAAAUUUUUAUAAAAUAUUAUUUGUAUUAGACAUACUGGAGGUGAAGUCUAUUAUUAACUUGAUGGUUUUAUUUAAAAUAAUAAGUAUACAAUAAGUUAGGAUAUAUAAAAUAUUAAUAAAAUGAGUUCAAAUUCAAUAAUUAAAUCAUUUACUCAAUAAUCUUAAACUUAAACUGUAUCAGAUAUUACUUAAAAAGAUAUUAAUGAAAUAAUUUAAAUGUUUAAAAAAUCUGAAACAUGGUUUAUUAAAUGUUUCUAAACUAAUUAUCUAUAAAUGCCAUAAAAUUUUGAUAAAAUUGCUAUGAAAACACAAUUAAGUUAAAGUGGAAUUGAGUAAUGUUUUUAGCUUUUAUAUUAAACAUAUUUGUUAAGUAUACCUAAUGAAGAAUUUUUCAAUACUUAUUAAAUUAUCUUUCCAAAUACUAAAAAUAUAGAGGAAUGGUAAAAUGCUCUAAAUUAAUAAAUUUAAGAUUAAAACAAUAUUUAAUUCUUGUAUUUUGGAUCAAAUAAUGUUCUAAUAAAAGAAUAAUUCAAAAGAGAUCUUGAUUGUAGAAGAGAAUAGAUGAUAUAAAACUAAUAGAAUUUACCUUAUUUAGAAAUUUAAUUAAGAUAAUAAUAUGAUGAAUAAAUUGAAAUCAUAUUGGCAGAUAAUGAAAAAAAAAUAUAAGAAUUAAAUAAAAAAAUUGAGAUUAAAGAAAAGGAAGCUAAAUAUUAAUAAUAGAGAGCAGAUUAUUUAGAAGCUUUAUAAAAAAAAAUGAUUAAGAUAUUUGAAAAGACACAAGGAUAUUAUUCUUAAUAGAUGGAAGAAUUAUAAAAAAUCAAACAAGAAUGUGAUAAUAAUAUUUAAGCAUUAAAUUAGACUUAAGAUGAGCAAUCAAAUUUAAAAAGUUAAGAAAAUGGGAAAAUUUUAAUUUUUGGAUAAAUUUAGGAUAAAAAUUAAUAAUGA
Messenger RNA from Paramecium pentaurelia, 2750 nucleotides. Lineage: Eukaryota; Ciliophora; Oligohymenophorea; Peniculida; Parameciidae. The record is from the annotation of a GenBank genome assembly.